This is a messenger RNA of Cryptococcus wingfieldii CBS 7118, 1218 nucleotides long. RefSeq lists its product as hypothetical. The transcript has a single exon. The record is from RefSeq and is a predicted model, not a curated record. Bases 1 to 1218 code for a protein of 405 amino acids. Lineage: Eukaryota; Fungi; Basidiomycota; Tremellomycetes; Tremellales; Cryptococcaceae.
AUGAAAGCCUCAGAACAUGGCCAAGGCAUGUCCGCUGCCGCCCAAGUGGCUACCACCCCCGACAUCUUCGACCAGAUUCUCUCCCACCCUUUCGGUAACAGAGACCUCACCUCCUUCCUACGCGUAUCUCCCCUCUUCUUUCAUAUGGCCGGACGCAAGCUCUACUCUACGUUGCCCAUAUCCAACGCUCUCAACACUGUCUCCCUCUCGGGGCCUAGUGGGGAAUCGAGCGGCUCUGGCUCCUACGGCAGAGACCAGCUCUUACCGUAUGUCCGCACAGUGGUAGUCGAACGAGCGCCAAUCCCCAAACGCCCUAUUUGGGCGGGAUGGGAAGAGCUGCCUCCCCUUCCCUUUGUCGAGAACGUCAUCAUUCAACCCGCCGACGCCUCUGCUCGACAGCAAGGGGGUCAAGAUACCUCCCUCCCGAGCAACGCCCUCAUCGAAAGACUCUGUCCUUCCGCCACUCGACUCCACCUUGCCACACGGUGCUAUAUCCGCGGUGCAAACAGCAUGCAGCCCAUACCUUCCCUCUCGAAUGUGCACACUCUUGUGCUGAAGGUUCGAACUCCCGACAUUCACGCUCUCUGGCAAGUGCUGGGAGAUAGCGAGGGGGCGUCGCCGCCGUGCUCCAAUAUCCGCCAGGUACAUCUGCUGCUCUGGGGCGACGUGUCAUAUCCUUCCAAGGUGUUUCGGCGCAUACCAUGGCCAAGCAAAACCGGCGUCAGUCGUCGUGAUCUGAUGGAUCUCACCGUGGCUUCUUACGGCCCCUCUACGAGCAGGUUCCUCGCCCAACUAUGUGCCGCUAUCGAGCACUUGGGAGAUAGGGAGCAUGUGAAGGUUUUGCAUUUGUACAAUGUGGAGUCAGUGCUGAAGAGGUACGCGGAGUGGGCUGGUAGUCUGGGGUCGGUGAAUGGAGGGACGGUGGAGGAUACGUUGAGGGAGAUGAAGGAGGCGUUUUGCCGGGAGACAGAAGGGUCGGGCGAUGGGGACGAGGUAUCGGUGGUAUCUUUCAACCCUGCGACGACGUUCUACGACACAUUCGGCCUGUAUGGAGGUGAUAAACAGGAGGCAUGGUAUAUAUCGGCAGCCAUCAAACCAUCGGCAAGACUCACAGCUCUCAGGCAGCAGUUGGCGGAUCGGACGGGGGAGCCUGCGGAUCACUUUUUGGGGCUGAAGGAGCAUGAUGUGCAGACGAUUUUGGAUCACUACAAGGAAUAA